This is a messenger RNA of Phytophthora sojae, 1635 nucleotides long. RefSeq lists its product as hypothetical. Gene Ontology annotation, molecular function: alpha-1,2-mannosyltransferase activity. Lineage: Eukaryota; Oomycota; Peronosporomycetes; Peronosporales; Peronosporaceae. The coding region runs from base 1 to 1602 and encodes 533 amino acids. The record is from RefSeq and is a predicted model, not a curated record. Gene Ontology annotation, cellular component: endoplasmic reticulum membrane. The transcript is spliced from 12 exons. Gene Ontology annotation, biological process: GPI anchor biosynthetic process.
AUGCUGGAGGGGCUGGUGGCGACGCGCGGCUUCUGGGCGCUGGUGGCGGCCUUCCGCCUCUGGAGCGCGCUCUUCGUGCGCACGUCCUUCAACCCGGACGAGUACUGGCAGAGCACCGAGGUGGCGCACCGCAUGGUCUUCGGAUACGGCCACCUGACGUGGGAGUGGCAGGAUGACGCGCAGCUCCGUGGGUUCGCUCAUCCAGCGCUGUUUGCGGGGCUCUACAAGCUGCUGGCGCUGCUGAAUUUGGACUCGCGGUGGGCGGUGGCGUACGGUCCGCGGCUGCUGCAGGGGCUUCUGUCGGCUGCCAAUGACUACUUCCUGUACAAGUUGGCGCGGACGUACUUCGACGCCAAGGCGGCCAAGUGGGCGCUGCUGUGUCAGCUGUUCUCGUGGUUUACGUUCUACGUGAUGGUGCGGCCGUUCUCCAACUGUGUCGAGACGCUGUGCACGACGGCUGCGUUGGCGUACUGGCCGUGGAAGUUCCUGGAGAACGUGGCGGAGAAGAAGAAAAACGACGAUGCUGCUCCUGUAAAUCGCAGCAACCGCACAUUGGCGCUCACCUUUGCGGCGCUUGGGGUGCUGUUUCGACCGACAAACGCCAUCAUUUGGCUGUAUCCUGGAAUUGUGCACUUCUUCCAGACCCGCGAUCGUGCUCAUCUUAUCUUUGGCGUGGUUCUGCCCAUCGCUCUUGUCACUUCGCUGGCGAUGCUCUGCAUCGAUCGCCUUGGAUAUGGAGAGUGGACGUUCGUGCCGCUCAACUUCUUCAAGUUUAACGUGCUUGAGGGUAAAGACAAACUCUACGGCGAGCACCCGUGGAGCUGGUAUUUCUCACAGGGGUACCCGGCCAUUGUUGGCACGACGCUGCCUAUCGUCAUUGCCGGAUAUCUUACUGUGCCGGCGCCGAAGAAGGAUUUGGGCCACACCAUCAUGUGGGCGCUUUUCGUGUACAGCAACGCUGCCCAUAAAGAGUUCCGCUUCGUCCUCCCAUUGCUCCCGCCUGCGUUUGUGUACGCUGGAUACUGCCUUCGUAACCUCGAGCGGAAGCUGUACGUUCAAUUUCACGAAAGAACGCAGUGGAACUUGCUUCGUAUCGCUGCGUUCUCCGUGAUCGUGCCAAACGUGCUCAGUGCGUACUAUUUGUCUCGAAACCACCAGCGCGCUCCCGUUGAAGUAAUGGACUACCUAGCGGAUCGCAUACAAGAGAACCCGGAGACCUCUAUUCACUUCUGGGCUCCUUGUCACGCGACGCCGUACUACAGCUACCUGCACCAAAACGUAUCCAUGUGGUUCCCGGACUGUUCACCAGUCAACCGUGAACGGACCGAAGGAUCAGACUCGCAGCAGCUCGAGCGCGACCCGAGGCACUUCUUGACCAAACUUUACCACUUGUCUCCGUCAGACGAUCAAGCCAGUGACCCUUCAUCGAUGAAGCUCCCGACAUACGUCGUGACAUACUCCACGAUCGCUGCCAAGAUCAAGCCUCUCCUCGCAGCAGCUCACUAUGCCGAGGAUGCUUCGUUCGUCCACAGUGACGUGAGUGGCGACGCGGACUCGUCCGAGGUGGUGUCGAACAUGCUGGUGUACAAGCUCCAGCUAUAGAACGGUUACCGAGAGGUGACUUGGUCGUAGGCU